CUGUGUCACGGUUUAAGGUGUUCUCAAUACGUUGUUAGAAUGACUGAUAGCGUUCUUCUCCCCCGCUUUGUGUGCUGCGGUACUUAAGGUGGUUUCACGGCGUUUGUGGAAUGCCCCGUCUGCCUCCUCCCGUUCUGUCGCUGUCCGGCUGCGAGAUAACCGCGCCGGGCAGAGGUCGCAGGGCAGGGGGUGCCAGUGAUGCCUCCCCAGAUGAAGGAGUCGAAGCAGAUCUGCCCAUUGUAGAUGAGAAAGCAGUGGAGCAGCUGGCCAAAGGGCUCAUUUCUCACUAUUUGCCUGAUCUUCAGAGAUCAAAAUCAGCUCUGCAGGAGCUUACACAGAACCAAGUGGUAUUACUAGAAACAUUAGAACAAGAAAUUACAAAGUUCAAAGAGUGUAAUUCCAUUCUUGACAUCAAUGCCUUGUUUUCAGAAGCUAAACACUAUCACAGCAAGUUAGUGAAUAUUAGAAAUGAAAUGAUGAUGCUCCAUGAGAAGACGUCUAAGUUAAAAAAAAGAGCACUUAAACUACAACAAAAGAGACAGAAAGAAGAACUGGAAAGAGAACAGCAACGUGAGAAGGAACUUGAGAGAGAGAAGCAGCUAACAGCAAAACCUGCAAGGAGGACAUGAAAGCAGAGCGUGCAAAAACUUGUCCAAACUAGUAAUUUCUGUAUUCUCUGGAGUUAAGGCAAACUUUGAUUAAAACAGGCUAUAGUUACUACUAGCAACGGUCUACUCUGGUGUUAUAAAUUCCAGAAUGUUAAUAAUCAGUGGGUAAAGUUCAAAUUUUUCACUUCAGUCAUUCAGGUUGCCUUCUUUUGUAAUGCUAUGCAGUUUGAUACUAUUACAGCAUAAGUUAAAUAUUGGAGAACCUAGGCAUCAUGGGUAUUUAAAUACCUAUAUAUUUUUAAUCUGUUCUUCUGGUGCUUAGAAUUCUGAGAGCUGUUUGGUGGUUGGCAUAAAUAUUUUCCAGACAAAAUACAGCAUCGUAGUUGUUAAAGUUCAGUUCUGGUCCCUGGACUUCAGAGCGCAUCUGUUAUACUGAAUCUGCAUUGAUUUUGGCAGUUGUGAUUUCUUCUCAGUGCUGUGAGUCAUAAAUACAGACUCUUUUUAUCAAUCUUGAUUUAGUCAGUUCUUGUUUUUUCCUUCUGUGUGACUAAUUGAGACAUAACCAGAGCUAGCAAUUUCAUCUUCGUGUGAAAUUCAGUUAUCUGUAGGAAAAGUUACUGCAUUUUUUUCAUUUAUUCAUGUGCAUUUAGGGGCUAUGUGAGCUAGUGUCUUAUGCUGUCCUUACUUAAAAUGAUUAUUAUUAGUGAACACUGAUGAUAAGUGUUGUAUGGAUGUUGAUAUCCAUUUCUCUGAAUUGAAUUACUUGCAGCACUUGGUGUGAACUCCCAUUCAAAUGAACAUACACGUUGUUCAGACUGGUAAAAGAGCUUUAAGCUGUUUGUCCCUACAGUCUAACAAACAAAUUAUGUUGUCUCUAUUAUGUAAGUAGUAGUGUAAGUGGCGUGUAUUGAAGUAAGAUGAAGGGCAGGCUAUGUAAAGCUUUCCAUACAAUAUGUAUGGUAAGACAUCCAAGGGGCACAGUCAAUAUUACUUUCAGUUUUAGGUGGUUUAAGCAUCGUACACCUGCUUGGACUCUACUGUGCUAUAUUUUUUGAAGUCCUAAUUUCCACUUGUAAUAUCCAUCUUUUUUUUCUGUGAACGGUCCACUGUAAUGAGUAGUCAUCAAAACGUUAUUGUAGUUUACUUUGUGAGUUUGGAGCAAGGAGAACAAACUACUUAAGUGGUCUGAAAUGCCUUUUCUGAAGUAGCAGUAGGUUAAAACUGAAAUUGGCUUUUGUUUUGUCUUAAUUGCCAGUGGAUUGUUGACCUGUGCUGUGGUUUAUGUGUAUUUCUAAAAGAAAUGUUAAAGAAUUUCUACAGUCCAUUUUUUGGAGCAAAAUGUACAUAAUUGAAUAUUGUUUAAGGUUUUGGGUUUUUAUUUUGUAAUGUAACUUCAAAAUUAGAUUUUAGGAAUUUAAAAAGUUCUUAUUAAAGCAUAACAUGAAA
Messenger RNA from Numida meleagris (helmeted guineafowl), 2054 nucleotides. It is a transcript of the gene BLOC1S6, whose product is annotated as biogenesis of lysosomal organelles complex 1 subunit 6. The transcript is spliced from 5 exons. The coding region runs from base 111 to 629 and encodes 172 amino acids. The record is from RefSeq and is a predicted model, not a curated record. Gene Ontology annotation, cellular component: extrinsic component of membrane; BLOC-1 complex; transport vesicle. Gene Ontology annotation, biological process: intracellular transport. NCBI's taxonomy places the organism in Eukaryota, Metazoa, Chordata, Aves, Galliformes, Numididae.